Molecule: messenger RNA, 3467 nt
Organism: Centrocercus urophasianus (Greater sage-grouse)
Lineage: Eukaryota; Metazoa; Chordata; Aves; Galliformes; Phasianidae
Gene: SPATA20
Product: spermatogenesis associated 20
Exons: 16
Coding region: 1-2268 (755 amino acids)
Biological process (GO): carbohydrate metabolic process
Source: RefSeq, a predicted model, not a curated record
AUGUUCGCGGUGCCGCUGCGCAGGGCCCGCAGGCCGGUGUUCCUAGCGGGCAGCAUGGCCAUGGCCACGGCCGGGAGGAGCAGCCCGGCCCGCCCCACCAACCGGCUCAUCUACGAGAAGUCCCCGUACCUGCAGCAGCACGCCCGCAACCCUGUGGACUGGUACCCUUGGGGUCAGGAAGCCUUUGAUAAAGCGAAGCAGGAGAACAAGCUGAUCUUCCUGUCAGUCGGGUACUCCACCUGCCACUGGUGCCAUGUGAUGGAGGAGGAGUCCUUCAAGAACGAGGAGAUCGGUGAGAUCAUGAGCAAGAACUUUGUGUGCAUCAAGGUGGACCGUGAGGAGCGGCCGGACGUGGACAAAGUGUACAUGACCUUCGUGCAGGCCACCAGUGGCGGCGGGGGGUGGCCGAUGAGCGUCUGGCUGACUCCGGACCUCAAGCCCUUUGUUGGGGGCACGUAUUUCCCCCCUGAGGACAGCGCUCAUCAUGUGGGCUUCCGGACUGUGCUGCUCCGCAUCGCAGAGCAGUGGAGGCAGAACCAGGAGGCCCUGCUGCAGAGCAGCCAGAGGAUCCUGGAAGCGCUGCACUCCCUGUCCCGGGUCGGCACACAGCAGGCAGCCCCCCCGGCCCUGGAGGUGCUGACCACCUGCUUCCAGCAGCUCUCCGGCUCCUACGAUGAGGAGUAUGGCGGCUUCUCACAGAGCCCCAAGUUCCCCACACCAGUGAAUUUGAAUUUCCUCUUCACCUACUGGGCUCUGCACAGAACAACCCCAGAAGGGGCCCGUGCCCUGCAGAUGUCUCUGCACACUCUCAAGAUGAUGGCACAUGGGGGCAUUCACGAUCACAUUGGUCAGGGCUUCCAUCGCUACUCUACUGACCAACACUGGCACGUCCCACACUUUGAGAAGAUGCUGUAUGACCAGGGGCAGCUGGCAGUUGUGUACAGCAGAGCCUUCCAGAUCUCUGGUGAUGAGUUCUUUGCCGACGUUGCUGCCGACAUCCUGCUGUACGCCUCGCGGGACCUGGGCAGCCAGACCGGAGGCUUUUACAGUGCAGAGGAUGCAGAUUCCUACCCGACGGCCGCCUCCAGCAAGAAGCAGGAAGGAGCUUUUUGUGUGUGGGCAGCCGAGGAGGUCCGGGCUCUGCUCCCUGACACGGUGGAGGGGGCUGCAGAGGGCAUAACCCUGGGAGAUGUCUUCAUGCACCACUAUGGGGUGAAGGAGGACGGCAACGUGAGCCCCAGGAAGGACCCCCAUAAGGAGCUGCAGGGCAAGAAUGUCCUCAUUGUCCGUUCCUCCCCGGAGCUGACAGCCGCGCGCUUUGGGCUGCAGCCGGGGCAGCUGAGUGCUGUGCUGCAGGAGGGCAGGCACAGGCUGCAGGCAGCCCGGGCACAGCGCCCACGGCCCCACCUGGACACCAAGAUGCUGGCCUCGUGGAACGGACUGAUGAUCUCAGGUUUUGCCCAGGCUGGAGCAGUGCUGGCCAAGCAGGAGUACGUGAGCCGGGCAGCGCAGGCGGCUGGCUUUGUGCGCAGGCACCUCGUGGAGCCAGGCAGCGGCAGGCUGCUGCGGAGCUGCUACCGUGGCGAGGCCGAUGUGGUGGAGCAGAGUGCUGCUCCCAUUCAUGGAUUCCUGGAGGAUUACGUCUUCAUCAUUCAGGGUCUCUUUGACCUCUAUGAAGCUUCGCUGGACCAGAGCUGGCUGGAGUGGGCCCUGCAGCUCCAGCACACACAAGACAAGCUCUUCUGGGACCCCAAAGGCUUUGCGUACUUCUCCAGUGAGGCUGGUGACCCCUCAUUGCUGCUGCGCCUGAAGGACGACCAGGAUGGAGCAGAGCCCGCUGCCAACUCCGUCACUGUCACAAACCUGCUCCGAGCAGCCUCGUACUCUGGCCACAUGGAGUGGGUGGAAAAAGCUGGGCAGAUCCUGGCUGCCUUCUCUGAGAGGCUGCAGAAGAUCCCACUGGCCCUGCCAGAGAUGGCCCGGGCCACUGCCAUGUUCCAUCACACCCUCAAACAGGUGGUGAUCUGUGGGGACCCCCAAGGAGAAGACACCAAAGAGAUGCUUCGCUGCGUGCACUCCACCUUCAUCCCCAACAAGGUGCUGAUGCUCGCAGAUGGAGACCGUGCCGGAUUCCUCUACCGCCAGCUGCCAUUCCUUUCUUCCCUGGAGAGGAAGGAGGGCAAAGCCACUGCUUAUGUCUGCAGCAACUUCACCUGCUCCCUGCCCGUCACCUCACCUCGUGCACUGCAGGAGCUGCUCCGCGCCUGAGCCCCGGUGUCCCACCAGGAGGGAUGGGGGGCUGGUGCUGACCUCGGAGCUCAGCAUGAGUCCCGGCACCCUGAACCCCCGUGGUGCCAUGGGGGGCUGCGUGGCCCUGCUGGUGCCCCCCCUGCACCUGUGCUCAUCAAUUGGCUCUUCUUGCAGAGGGAAGAGAAAGCAAACACAAAUCCCAGUGUUAACACAGCAGUCGGAUGCAAGAACUAUUUAAGGUUCCUAUAGCAACCCAGGAUAACUGCUGAACGCUCCUGGGUGAGAUCAGGGUGAAAUGCCUCUGGAAGUGUUCCUGUGGAUGGCCGUGGUACUUUUCCAUGGCAGGGCAGUCUGUGAUGUCCAUCAGUUACAUUGGGGCGUGCAGAGCCUGCUGCUCCCAUUGCUGCACGAGACCAAACCUGAGCGCUUCCAACACGACUCUGCGCUUUGCCAAGGACGGAGGCAUGGCACGGCCUGCACAGGGAGCUCCCAAAGGCUGCUUCUCAACGUGUGACGCUGUGUCCCACCCAACCCGAUGCCCACUGGGUGCUGCCAUCCCAGCACAGCGCUGCCGUGGGGCGAUGGCAGAUGGCAGCUGUGCUUUCAGGACGUUCCAAGGGGCCUUGCCAGGGCCUGAGUACCGGGCCAGGAGAAAUGCCUUUGAAGUCGAAGAGGAAUUUUGCACCUCAUCUUGUGAAUACUUUCUGUGCUUGUGAAAGAAGAGAGUUUGUUUUGUUUUGUUUUGGUUUUUUUACACUGAAGUGUUUCUGGAAGCCCAGCUGCAAACUGCUGCCUUUGGCAGAUGCUUUUCAUUUCUUUGCUUUUCAAGUUGCUGUUGUUUUCUAACUGGACACCUUUGCUGCAGGGAUUGAUGUGACUCCUGAAGUGAUGCUCCACAUCCCCACAGUGCUUGGAGCAGAUCGGUGCAUCCACCCCACACCGACACUUUGGGGACCUGGAGGUGGCCAUGCCCAUGGUGAACAGUUGUCCCCAAAGAGCAGAGGUGUGGGGUGCUUUGCCAUCCCGUGCCAUGGGCAGCAGGUGCCUUUCCCUACUCCCUGCUGCAUGUCGGCACGUUUUCCUCUGCAGCCACUGGGCAGAGCUGUGCUGGGAGCUGUGAGGACAAACUGGGCUGAGCAGCCAAAAAAAAAAAAAAAAAAAGAGAAGAAAAGAAAAGGAGGAAAAGCUUUCUGUGACAAAUAAACUCUGCUGUGGCA